Molecule: messenger RNA, 2010 nt
Organism: Colletotrichum karsti
Lineage: Eukaryota; Fungi; Ascomycota; Sordariomycetes; Glomerellales; Glomerellaceae
Exons: 8
Molecular function (GO): nucleosome binding; catalytic activity; histone binding
Source: RefSeq, a predicted model, not a curated record
UUGAAUAAGCUCCUUCACAAGCGGGACAUCUACGGUAGCAUCAAGGUCGAGAAAGGUCUCCUGGAGGUUGAUGAGCAGUGGAAGAACGGCAGCCUCGUCCGCUGGAGCUACUGGAUGCUCUCCUACGACAUGGCUUGUGCCAACGACCUAGAGCACCUUCGCGAGGUCAUCAAGCGCACAACGCAAUGGGGCUCGGUCCUCGUGCAGCACAUCUCUCGCUGGUUCGAGGAUCUCAUCAUCUACUCCAGCGAGUUCGACCUCAUCCGCCUCGCUGACACAUACAUCACAAUGAAGUUCCCCCUCCCGCAGAAGAAGAACCCCGACAGCUACGAGUUACGCGGCAAGAGCGGCCAUGUUUUCGGCCAGAGAGCUGGAUUCAUGAUGGCCCAGAAGGGUCUCCCCAGCACCUACAACAAGGACCCCCAGAACAUCCAGAUUGCCGAGGGCGUCCUUGCCACCAUCGACACCCAACCCGAGAAGAUGAAAGUGGCUCUCGACCCCUUCAUGCUGGCCACCGACUUGGUCGACAACCUCGUCCGCAAGGGCGUUCCCUUCCGCGAGCCGCACCACAUCUCCGGUCGCUGUCUCGCCCUGUUCGAGAAGAUAGACAUCCCGAUGAACGAGCUCUCGUACGAGCAGAUGGAGAGUGUAGGCGUGCGAUUCGAGUGCUUUCCCAUCAUGGCCGCCGGUCUCGAUAGCCAGCGGUUAGGAGCCGUCUUCCAGUCGCGGCCAGACAUCCUGAAAGGGAUCCAGAAGGCUGCAGACACCCCCGAUCGAGUAGCGCUCUUUAACGACAUCGCCAGCUUCGUGUACGAGCAGAUCAACGGACCAGAGCCCGCAUCGAAGCGGAGACGAGUAGACGAAGGCCCCUCGAACGGCUUCAAGGCGACGAACACAAAUGGCACAUCCAAAUCGAGCGCUCCCAAAAGCGCCGGAACUGUCAAUGCGGCGGACGAAGAGGUUCUCCUAGAGAUCAAGGAGAUCUCCGUCUCGGUACCUCAGCGCAAGAAGUACGAACUCUGCUUCACGGAAAACCACCUCUACGCGCGCCUACCGGGCACCACUGCGCCCGUCGAAGGCAUCAUCUAUCCUUGGGAAGACAUCGAGUACGCCUUCUACCUCCCCGUUCCGGAGAAGACCCAGGUCCAGCACAACUACGUGCUUUUCCCGAGAGGAACCUGCCUCCCGACGAAAACCGCCCCCGAGAAGGAGGCUCUGGUGUUCACAGUGCCAUCGACGCCACCAAAGCAGGGCACAAUCGGCGGGCCGAAAGCCAACGCCGCGGCCGCCGUCUCAGAUACCUACCGCACCCUCUUCGACUGGGCGCUCACGACGCACCUGAGCUCCGCAGGCAACGCGGUCGAGAUCGUCGCCGCCGACCCAUCCAAGUUCCACAGUCUCGUCCGCCAACCGCACCGGCCCAACGAGAAGGCCGUGCACGUCAAGGCCUUCCGCGGGUCCAAGGAUGGGUACCUCUUCUUCCUGCCGAACGGCAUCCUCUAUGGCUUCAAGAAGCCCCUCGUAUUCCUCCCCGCCGACCGCAUUGUGGCUGUGAGCUACACCAAUGUCCUGCAGCGCACGUUCAACAUGGUCGUUGAGGUAUUCGCCGAGGGCGACGAGACGGAGGAAAUUGAGUUCGGGAUGCUUGACCAGGAGGACUUCGCCGGCAUCGACGAGUCCUAUGUCAAACGUCAUGGUCUGCAGGAUCGCAGCAUGGCGGAGCAAAGGAAGGCCAAGAUGGAGUUGACGGAGAACUUAAAGGUGAAGAAGGGAGAGGAGGCGUCUGCGAAUGGGGACGCUGCGGGUACCGGGCUCUCUGAGUUGGCGAAGGCGCACCUUGAGGCGGAGCAGAAUCUUCAAGAUGAUGAGGAUGAAGACGAGGAAGAUUACGACCCUGGCAGUGAGGGAGAGAGCGAGGGAUCAGGUUCCGACAGCGACGACUCCGAUGACUCUGAGGACGCCGAGGGAGAUGGAGACGAGGACAUGGACGAUGACGAAGAUGACGAGUAG